GUGUCCCCCUGUGUGUCCCCCUGUGUGUCCCGGACCACGCUCACGCUGGAAGCGGCAGCAGCCUCUGCCUGAGAAGGGAAACUUUCCGGAGCCCCCCGGGUCCCGGGGCAGGGACACUACCACUAUCCCCCCACCGCACCCUGGAGCCCGUGGCCGCUGACGGGAGGAGGGGUGGGGGGCGCUGAUCGACCAGGAGGUGCACGCCGCCCGGAGCUGAUGCUUUUGCAGCGGGACACGGUGGAGCUGGGAGCCGAGCCCGGGGGCUCUGGGUGCGGGGUCGGGGCCGCGGGAGGCUGCGGGAACGGCUCGGAGCCCCUCGCCUACUCGGUGCGGGAGGCAGUGGCCCUGAGCUCCGUGGUGGGUCUAUUGAUGGCACUCACCAUCUUCGGUAAUGUCCUGGUCAUCAUCGCCGUGUUCACCAGCCGCGCUCUACGGGCUCCUCAGAACCUCUUCCUGGUAUCACUGGCCACCGCGGACAUUCUGGUCGCCACGCUGGUAAUGCCCUUUUCUCUGGCCAAGGAGCUCAUGGGUUACUGGUACUUUGGGCGCCUGUGGUGCCAGGUCCACCUGGCUGUUGAUGUCCUGUUUUGUACCGCGUCCAUCGCCCAUCUGUGCGCCAUCAGCCUGGACCGUUACUGGUCCAUCAGCCAAGCGAUCGAGUACAACCUGAAGAGGACCCCCCGCAGGAUCAAGGGGAUCAUUGUGAUCGUGUGGGUCAUCGCUGCUGCCAUCUCCUGUCCCCCCCUCAUUACCAACAUCAGUACCAACCAGAGCCAAGAGCCUGGGACCUGCCACAUUAAUGACCAGGUCUGGUACAUUAUCUCAUCGUGUAUCGGCUCCUUCUUCGCUCCGUGUAUCAUCAUGAUCCUGGUCUAUGUCCGGAUCUACCAGAUCGCCAAGUUCAGGAGCCGGGGCCGCCCCGGGGACAUUCCCAACGGCCUGAACCAGCCGCCAUCGCCCCCCGGAGCCCCGGAACCGGGCCAACACAACGGCGGAGACGGGCACCGGGUCCUGGCCGAGGUGGAAGACUCCUCAUCCUCGGAGCAGCCGCCCUGCCCCGCUUUAGCCCCUUCGCCGUCCCCGGCCACCCACCGCCAACACUGCCACCCACCGCAGCCGCAACACACCGCCCCGAGCCCGGCCAAGGCCACGGGCCAGGUCCGGUGUGUAGACGGCCGGCCGGUCAGUAGCCUGGUCCCCCGGAGCCGCUGGAAGGGCCGCCAGAACCGGGAGAAGCGCUUCACCUUCGUGCUGGCCGUGGUGAUCGGAGUGUUCGUCCUGUGCUGGUUCCCGUUUUUCUUCACCUACUCCCUAACCGCCAUCUGCCCCAAGCUCUGCCCGGUCCCGGAGAAACUCUUCAAAUUCUUUUUCUGGAUGGGUUACUGUAACAGCUCGGUGAACCCUCUCAUCUACACCGUCUUCAACCAGGACUUCAGGAAGGCCUUCAAAAAGAUUCUGUGCAGGGCUCAGCGCCGCGGCCAGAAACUCUGACACACCGUGACUGUACCCCGGGGGAACUGAACUGUUCAAACCCCGGGUCACCAGCCAAACUGUGCCGCCAAUACUAAAGAAAUGUGACUUUCAUCUCCGAAUUAACGGCAACUUCGUGUUUAUUUUGCAUUGAAGUCAGUUCUGUAACGCGAGCACUGCUGGAUACACGGUGCAUACAGAGGGACGGAGCGGCUGGCAGGGCAGGGGGCGCUCGGACUAGACCACCCUCCCCGAGCUGUCCUUUCACAUCCCCACCCCCCACUCCUUCCCAACAUCCCCGUCCCAGGACCGGAUCCCCCUUACUCUAGAUUCUUCCCCCCUGUCCUCCGCCCUAUGCCCCCUCCAACCCGUCCCACACCUCCCCACGCUCCUGCUUCUCUCCCUGUCCCGGGUCUGGGGUGACCACAGCUGCUUCAGUUUCCGAAUCUGGCCCCUUAUGAAGGGACACCUGGCGUGUCUGCUCCUGCUGGUCAAAACUACCCCCAAAGCAAGGAUUUCAGAAAAAAAAUGGCGUGUUUUGUUUAGGAGCGUUUACAAAGAGAGGGCUUAACCCGAUGGAAGGGCAUCAAACCUGCCUCAGAAUGAUCCCGGGAUAUUUCUCAUUGUAUACCGGCCCCCGGUAAAUGUCCACCGAGCAAAUCACCGCCGCAUAUUCCUGGUCACCGCCUGGGAGGGAUGUGGGUGCACAGCAGAAUUCACCAGGAGGUUCCCUGGCAUGGAGAGGUUUAGAGAGACGGGGACAGGCAAAGCAGUCGUUUUGGAACAGAGACGGCUGAGGGGGAUCUGAUUGAGGUGUACAAAGUUUGAGGAGCAUAGGAAGGUUAGAUACGGAGAAACCCUGCCCCUUUUUGGGGGGAGAGGAGUGGGUGAGGGUCUGGGUGGGUUAAGUAGCCGGGAUGUAUGCUUUUAAGGAGCAGGAGAUUAGAGGGAAAAAUAUACGGAGCGUUUAAGAACAAUUUAAAUCAAGUUCUGAAAAGCGAUGUGAGAUUGCAAUCGAUAUGAAUGUUUGAUGACCAGAACGGACAUGUGCCGGAGAAAAAAAAACUAUUUUCAAAAUUCCUACCAAUUAACAACGUUUUCCUGCCCAGUUCAAAUUCAGAACUGGAACGAAGAAUUUCUCAAAUCCUUCUGAGUUUCUGAGUCGCCUAUUCACUUUAGCUGCAUGUUAUUGUCAAAUAUCGAAAACUGAUUUUAAAACGAUUAUUUGAAGGACACCCGGAAUAAAAUAGCAACUGGAAUAGCCCCAUGUGAGUGUUGUCAAAGAGCCCCCACCCCAUCUUUGACCUUGUUCUGGGGAUAGUCAGAUCACAGAGAUACCGAAUAUUGUCUGUUAAAUAAUAUGUUCACCGCGUUUUAGAAUUGUCGACUAUGUUUGUAACGGAGUCUGGGAACAUUUUAAGUUUUUGCCGGGAACAGUGUGUCAACAUUUCAGCUGGUUUCCCGUCUCCAGCUCGGAAUUAUCUCAUAAAAAAUGUUCGAAUGAAAUUCACACCA
Messenger RNA from Stegostoma tigrinum, 2985 nucleotides. It is a transcript of the gene adra2a, whose product is annotated as adrenoceptor alpha 2A. The transcript has a single exon. Bases 217 to 1491 code for a protein of 424 amino acids. Gene Ontology annotation, molecular function: alpha2-adrenergic receptor activity. Gene Ontology annotation, biological process: regulation of smooth muscle contraction; regulation of vasoconstriction; adenylate cyclase-activating adrenergic receptor signaling pathway. NCBI's taxonomy places the organism in Eukaryota, Metazoa, Chordata, Chondrichthyes, Orectolobiformes, Stegostomatidae. The record is from RefSeq and is a predicted model, not a curated record. Gene Ontology annotation, cellular component: membrane.